Thelazia callipaeda (thelaziosis nematode) is the source of this 1035-nucleotide messenger RNA. The record is from the annotation of a GenBank genome assembly. Lineage: Eukaryota; Metazoa; Nematoda; Chromadorea; Rhabditida; Thelaziidae.
AUGGGGAAUACUGGAAUUAUUCUUCCACAUGCACGUGGUUUUAAAUUACGGAAGGAAUCGCAUGUUCGAAGAAAACCAGUCAAAAUAAUCAAAACUUUGAAAAAACCAUUCACAACCUUGCACGAUACACAAUUGUUACUUGAUAAUACUGAAAGUAUAUUGGAUAGUUCCUCAAAAAACCGCUAUAGAUUAGUACCAGAAAAAUCACACAGUCUUUUUCCUGACAUGGUACUACUUCAACAUAGUCAGAACAACCAAUUAGUGCCUAAUUAUAUAGGACCUGCUCUGGCAGCACUUCGAAAUAACCAAUACAUGUCUGAUUAUUUAGGAUCUUCUUUGGUAUCUCAAAUGAUGCCACAGUAUUCAACUUACAUGCAACCAUUUUCACCGGAAAUAUCAGUAUUACCAUUUCACGUUCCAUAUCCUGUACCAAUACCAAUGAUAUCGGUUUCUUCGGCUUCCCCAGUCACUCAGCCUAAUCCAGUUACUGAACAACUAUCAUCUACUGCGCCAACAACGACAAGCACUACAAAAAGCACACUAGGGAUAACUUUGCCAACAUUUCCAACACUUACUUUGCCGCCAGCAUUUCAGAAUCUCAUAGCUACUACUAAAAAAUCUAAAAAAAGAAGGAAAUAUAAUUCGAAAUUAGAAAAAGAUGAACUUGAAGAAGAAGACGAUUCUGAUGAAGACAAUGACGAUUCUUAUCAGUACUCAAGAAAAAAUUCUCGCAUUACAGGUGGAAAUAAAUUUUUAUUUUUUGCAGCAAGAUAUGAUGGAAAUUAUCAUUCAAUCAACGAUGAGUUUGAUUCUGAUGAAUUGAUUUCUGAAGAUAACUAUGAAGAAGAUCAAAAAAGAACAAGUAGAAAACGUAACAAUAAUUUCAAUGAUUUGCCACAGCCAUUGUUGCCUAAAUAUGUGGCAGAUGAAGAUGACGAUGAGGAAGAGGAAGAGGAAGAGAGUGACGGAUCAUUUGCUACACUGUCAGCACCAAAAAGAUCUGGUAAAUCGUGGAUGACUAAUUGGUCUCGUUAA